Molecule: messenger RNA, 1465 nt
Organism: Danio rerio (zebrafish)
Lineage: Eukaryota; Metazoa; Chordata; Actinopteri; Cypriniformes; Danionidae
Gene: serpinb1l2
Product: serpin peptidase inhibitor, clade B (ovalbumin), member 1, like 2
Cellular component (GO): extracellular region; cytoplasm
Molecular function (GO): serine-type endopeptidase inhibitor activity
Source: RefSeq, marked provisional
CGUGAUCAUCAUCAUCUUCAGUGAUGGAGGGAGUCUCUCGUGCUAACAGUCUCUUCGCUCUGGAUCUCUAUCGGGCUCUGAGCGCCAGCAGUGCUGAGGGAAACAUCUUCUUUUCUCCAUUGAGCAUCAGUGCAGCGCUCAGCAUGGUCUACUUGGGGGCCCGAGGAGACACUGCUGGAGAAAUGGAGAAGGUCUUGUGCUUCAGUUCUGUCUCUGAUUUUCACGCUCAUUUCAAGACCCUCAUCUCAUCUAUCAACAGUCCAUCAGCCUCCUACAUCCUCAGACUGGCCAACCGCCUCUAUGGAGAGAAAACUUUCAGCUUCUUACCUAUGUAUGUGGACUCCACUAUGAAGCUUUAUCACGCUGAACCUCAGACUGUGGACUUCAUUAGAGCAGCAGAUGACUCUCGCCAGUUCAUUAACAAAUGGGUGGAAAAGCAGACAGAGAAUCAAAUUAAAGAUCUUCUUCAGCCUGGUGUGGUAAAUGAGAUGACCAGACUACUUCUAGUUAAUGCCAUCUACUUCAAAGGGAACUGGAUGCACACAUUUGAUGCACAUGCGACUAAAGAAAUGCCAUUUAAAAUAAACCAGAAUGAGAGUCGGCCUGUGCAAAUGAUGGAUCAGGUGGAAAAUUUUCCCUACAGAUGCAUCCCAGAGUAUAAACUGCAGGUGCUGGAGUUGCCAUAUACACAGCAGGAGCUCAGCAUGUUGAUCCUUCUUCCAGAUGAAAUCAAGUAUGGAUCUGAUCCUCUUCUCAAGCUGGAGAGCGAGUUGAACCUCCAAAAGCUGCUUGACUGGACCAGUAGAGGCAAAAUGGACACAUGGAGAAAGAUCAUUGUCCGUCUGCCAAAGUUCAAGUUGGAGAUUGAGAGCUGUCUAUCAGAAACACUGGAAAAGAUGGGCAUGAGCUCUGUGUUCCAGGAAACCAAGGCUGAUCUGACAGGCAUGAGCAGUAAUGGUGGUCUCUUUCUUUCAGCAGUGAUUCACAAGGCUUUUGUUGAGGUCAAUGAGGAAGGAACUGAAGCAGCAGCAGCAACUGCAUUGUUAUUACCAAUCAGUGCUUGUCAAGGUGCAUUUCAUGAUUUCAUAGCCGAUCAUCCCUUCAUGUUCUUCAUCAGACACAACCCCACUAACAGCAUCCUUUUUCUGGGCAGAUUCAGAGCCCCAUCCUAGCUAUGUAGUUCUUUUUCUUUGUUAUAUCAAAAGAAAUAUAAUUCACAUAUUAUUUAAUAAGCUUUUCUCAAUCUUAAUCAUGGAAAAAUGCGUUGCAUGUCUUCUGGUUUUACAAACUUACUAUUUUAAUGAGGUUAUUUAGUUAUGGGACAUCUAAAAUUACACCUUUAUCUACACAAAGAGUCUUGAGAGUUUUAUUUAUCAGAUGUCAUUUCCAGCUCACAGUGUUAAAGUAAUGCUAAAUUCAGUGGCAUGGAGAUGGAGAAAGGUCAAGAUGAUUACAAGGGCCCGGA